Messenger RNA from Cetraspora pellucida, 1751 nucleotides. The record is from the annotation of a GenBank genome assembly. NCBI's taxonomy places the organism in Eukaryota, Fungi, Glomeromycota, Glomeromycetes, Diversisporales, Gigasporaceae.
AUGACACAAAUAAAGAGUGUGGAUCCUGUCUCGGAUGGAUGCGCAAGAAUUCAUAAUGAAUUUAUCACAAAACAAAAAACAAAGUUUAGUUAUGACGAUGUCAAAGAUUGUUAUAAACACUUUCCAUUUGAUAAAGAUACAAUCGAUACUCUAACUGGUCUUAUUGGUGGAUUCUAUGUAUUUUUAGACAAAGCUAAAGAGCCGCCACAACUCGGGUUUAACUUUAGACCAAUUGAUGUUGAACAUCUCUUUUAUGAUUUAAAAGAUCAACACACGCAAUUUGGUUCAUAUUGCUUCUUGACAUUUUUUUUUUAUACCAAUAUGACAUUUUAUUCUGUUGUUCACAAUGGAGAACAGAAAAUUAAAGUCUUUGAUGACACUAUUGACCGAUCUAAUAUAAAUUGCGAAGUUACUCAUAUUGAUGGCCAACAAGCAUUAAAAGUAAUUUCUGAAUUUGCCAAAGAUUCAGUUUUUGCGUCAAGAGAUCUUGGUGUACGAUUUAAUAUAGCACUUGAUCUUAUCGCUAGGUUUCCAUCUUUUGCAUUACGAUCUGAAAUACCAAAGAAUUCAAAAAUCACUUACACACUCAAAUGUGAUAAUAAAAAUGAAUUUGAUGUUAAAAGAAGCUGGAAUGCUUUUAGUAAUCCUACACUAUUAAAUAAAUUUAAUGAUUCAAAAUCUUAUUUUGAUAAUAUUUGUAAUCCUACCAAAGGAAAUGAACUGCCUAUACCUUUUAGGUCCAUGCUUAGAGAAGUUGCAAAAGAAUUUAAUGACUUUAAUAGAAUAUUAAAUCCACAAGACCAGAGCGUAAUCAUAAUAAAGAAUAUUGAUAAUUUUGUCAGCUUUUUUAAAAUUAAUGAUUUUGGUGUUGUUAAAAUAUUUACCGAAGAUCCUGCUAAAGAAUUUGAAACUAUAGCUAUUCUUCCGGAUGUAAUUCAAGGGUUUAAAGAACUAGCAAAUACAGGUGUUAAAAAGGUUGUUCUUGACUUAUCUGACAAUGUCGGUGGAUAUCGAUCCAUCGCCAGUUUUUUCAAUUUACUGUUAUUUCCUAACACUUAUCCUUCCUUUGACCAUGAUAUCCGACUUUCUGAGCAAAUGAGGCUUGCAAUUGCUGAACAAUAUAGACUUGCAACCCUAGAUAAUAUUUUCCGUACAAAUGGGUAUGUUAAUGCAAAAAACCAUGCUAAUUUUACAAGUGUUGACGACUUUUUUGGUAAUAAUGUUUAUAAACGUGGUGGCAUUAAAGAGAAUUAUUCAAAUAGAUUUAUUAAUGACACUUUGUUUAAUGAGAUGAGUCAAAUUAUUCAAAAAAUUUUAGUUAAUCCACUUCCUUGGAAACCUGAUGAUUACAUUAUUUUAACUGAUGGUUUAUGUGGUUCUUCAUGUGCACUUAUUACUGAACAUGCUGCUGAGGUUAAUGAUGUGUCUACCGUUGCUAUUGGUGGACUUGCAUCAAAUAGUUUAUUAUCUUAUUCUACAUAUACUGGUGGUAUGGUUGCUAAUUCAACUCAAACAUUUAAUUCCUUUGGUAAAUUGGGAUUAUUAAAUAAUACUUUAAUGCCUAAACUUUUCCCUUUGACUGGAAUGGCUGUCUCUUUUACUAUGGACGAGGUAUAUAGCAAAAUAGAUCCAGAUGAAAUAUUGGAAUUUGCAUUUAGGCCUGCAGAUUUUAGAUUAUUUUAUGAUGAAAAAAAUAUUAGAAAUAUUUCUAUUUUAUGGUCUCAAGCUGCUGCUUUAAUUGGUUUGAAAAA